AUGCCUGUUUUCUCUUCACAAUGCCUUGGUUGUAAAGUAUUAACCAUUACUCCUAACAAUAUUUAUCAUCACAUCCCUAGUAUUUUCGGUUUAAUGAUUUUAUUUGACACAAAUGGUUUUCCUCUUUGUUUAUUAGAUGGAAGCACUUUAACUUCAAUUAGAACUGGUGGUAUUGGUGGUCUUGCUAUUGAUCUUCUUACACCACAAAAUGUAGAUUCUGUAGGUUUAAUUGGUUGUGGUGUUCAAGGUUAUUACCAAUUACUCUUUGCGUGUUCUAUUAGAAAAUUCUCUACUAUUUAUUUAUUCAACUUUCCUGAAAUGGAUCUUUCUCCUUUUAUCCUCAAACUCUCAAAUGACUUACUUCUUCAUAAUAUCCACCACCAUAUUCAUUUUGUAGUUUGUUCUUCUUCUACUGAUGUUGUUCUUAAUUCUCAAGUAAUUAUCACCGCAACUACUUCUUCUAAACCUGUUCUUCCUGACACACCUCUUCUCUAUCUUGAUAAAACAAUUAUUGCAAUUGGUUCUUAUCUCCCCACUUCUCGUGAACUUCCUGAUGCUGUGUUUAACGAAGAAACAUCAAUGUUUAUUGAAAUGGAUUAUGCAAAAAAAGAGAGUGGUGACAUUUUAAUUCCAUUGAAAAGUAAUAAACUUUCUGAGGAAAAUAUUCAUUACUUAAUAGAUGUUAAAAGAAAUAAGUCAUUAAAACGAAGAACUAACAUUUUUAAAUCUGUUGGAAUGGCAUUAUAUGAUAAUAUUGUUGGAUAUGACUUAUACAGAAAUGCAAAAGAGAAGAAUAUAGGAAAAGAAUUAAUAUUAUAA
This is a messenger RNA of Entamoeba histolytica HM-1:IMSS, 819 nucleotides long. RefSeq names its product ornithine cyclodeaminase, putative. The record is from RefSeq and is a predicted model, not a curated record. The transcript has a single exon. Gene Ontology annotation, cellular component: cytoplasm. NCBI's taxonomy places the organism in Eukaryota, Evosea, Mastigamoebida, Endamoebidae. The coding region runs from base 1 to 819 and encodes 272 amino acids.